AUGGAGGCUGGAAGCGUCCUCCAUCCUGAGGUCGUUGACUUUUCUGUCACUCUGAGCCUCAUCGUCACUCUUCUCGGACUCCUUUAUUGGUACUCGGUGUACCCGUUCUCAGUCCUGUCUCGAUGCGGCAUCAAACAUCCAAAGACGGUGCCGUUUUAUGGAAACUUCUUCAUGUUUCGAGAGGGUUUUUACCAACCUGUGAUAAAGCUGAUAAAGACACACGGCAGAGUGUGUGGGUAUUAUUUAGGCCGCAAGCCGGUGGUGGUGAUCGCAGACCCCGAUAUGCUCAGACAGGUUCUGGUCCGGGACUUCAGUAGCUUCCCCAACAGACAGAGUCUCCGGUUUCGCACCAAGCCCAUGAUCGACUGUCUGCUCAUGUUGAAGAAUGAACACUGGAAGAGGGUGCGCAGCAUCCUCACUCCGUCCUUCAGUGCCGUUAAGAUGAAAGAAAUGGUUCCUCUGAUCAAUGCAGCUGCUGAAACCUUGAUGAACAACUUGAAAGGCUACGCUGACUCAGGAGAGGCCUUUGACAUCCACAGGUGUUUUGGUUGCUUCGCGAUAGACGUCAUCGCCAGCGUGGCAUUCGCAGCUCAGGUGGACUCGCAGAACAACCCGGACGAACCGUUGGUUCAGAAGACACAGAUGUUCUUCUCCCUGUCUGCCUUCAGGCCCAUCUUCUUUCUCUUCGUUGCUUUACCUUCCAUCAUGACUCCAUUGGUAAAGUUCUUCCCCGACAGAAGACUGGACCAGAUGAACGAGUUCUUCAAGAACAGUAUUCAGAGGAUCAUCCGGCAGCGGGAGCAGCAGCCUCCUGAGAAGAGGCGUCGAGACUUCCUCCAGUUGAUGCUGGAGGCUCAAACCAGGAAUGAGUGUGUGUCCUUGGAGCACUUUGACACAACAGACCACAGUGAUCUGGAGCAGAGACGUGCACCCUGGGAUCAGCAGAGCGGCCAGCCUCGCUCUCGGGAGCUUCCCGCCAGGCGUUCACACAAGACCAUGACCGAGGAGGAGAUCGUGGGUCAGGCUUUUAUCUUCCUCCUGGCGGGCUCCGAGACCAACACAAGCGCGUUAACGUUUACCUGCUACCUCCUGGCCUUACACCCCGAAUGCCAGAGCAGAGUCCAGGAGGAGGUGGACCAGUUCUUCACCAGACACAGCUCACCAGAUUACUCAAAUGUCCAGGAGCUGAAGUACUUGGACAUGGUUGUGAGUGAAGCGUUACGGCUCUACCCUCCUUUCUUCAGAUUUGCUCGGGCCAUCGACCGGGACUGCGUGGUGAACGGCCAGCUGCUUCCGAAAGGAGCCACCCUGGAGAUCCCUGUGGGUUUUCUCCAUCAGGACCCGGAGCACUGGCCGGAGCCGGAGAGGUUCAUCCCUGAGAGGUUCUCUCCCGAGGCUAAAGCCGCUCGGCAUCCUUUCGUCUACUUGCCAUUUGGAGCUGGGCCGCGGAACUGUGUGGGCAUGAGACUGGCCCAGCUGGAAAUCCGGAUGGCUUUGGUGCAUCUGCUUCACGAGUUCAGCGUCGUCGCCUGCUCGGAGACCCAGGUUCCUCUUGAGAUAAAGCUAUCCUCCGUUCUUGAACCUAAAAAUGGCAUCUUUGUGAAAAUUGAGAAGAGAAACAUGGCUGAGGAGUGA
Molecule: messenger RNA, 1635 nt
Organism: Salarias fasciatus (jewelled blenny)
Lineage: Eukaryota; Metazoa; Chordata; Actinopteri; Blenniiformes; Blenniidae
Product: thromboxane-A synthase-like
Exons: 13
Coding region: 1-1635 (544 amino acids)
Molecular function (GO): heme binding; oxidoreductase activity, acting on paired donors, with incorporation or reduction of molecular oxygen; steroid hydroxylase activity
Source: RefSeq, a predicted model, not a curated record